ACGUGUGUUGUGCAAAACAUAAAUAAAUUUUAUAAUCAAUAGCAAGGAUUGCUUAUAGUAUUAUUAAUUGUCAUAACAGAGAAAAUCAAACCGGAAAUGUGAAAGCAAAUUUAAAUCAGAUUUACAUGUUGGAUAAAUGGGCCAGCGAGAAGACCAAGAACAACACGAGAAAGUUCGUGUAAUAAAUUUCUAGAUUGCAUAGAACGCAAGAGCCUCCGAGUAAAGUCAAAAGAAUCAACAAACAAGAAUACAAAUAGUGCAUGCAAAACAUUUUUUUGGGUCAUACAUAUUUCAACUAGUUGGAGGAUUGAAAAAGUUGCAUGCCCCUCUAAUGAUGAUGACCGCAACACGAACAAUUUUGCCAUAAGAGCAAAUUAUAUAAAAUUAUCAUGCAGAGUAGGCAGCGGCCAAGUUUGCCACUUAAGGGCACCAACAACAACAAGAAGGCUAAACUUGCACAGCGCUGCGUGCGGACUGCAUGACGUAUACGUAAUAUAUACAUAUGCAUUACGUAUACGUAAUAGGCACAAGUUAUGGCCAUUUGCCAAACACCAACUCAACGACACGAAGACACAAACAAAGCUGAAUAGAACACACUGAACACAUUCCAAAAAAAAACGAUAUUGAAAGAACAAAUAACAAAUACCCUUAACAAAUCGCAAAAGUUAUAAGAAACUUGCGAAUGUGUUGAGGCAGCUGCCACAAGAUGACAAAAUGGCGAAGUUAACAUUGCACCGUCUACUGCAGCGUUUGCAGCUGACGGCGCUGCAGCUGGCCACUAAGCAACAACAACAUCAACAACAACAACGCAACAAAAACAACAACAACAACAAUAACAAUAGAAUGCGCAUGGCUCUCUUAGGCUGGCUGCAACUGUGCCGUGGCAAUGGACAUUAUCUAACGCUGGCCGUUCUCAUCUAUGGCUAUCUAAUGCUGCAUGCCUCUGCCGCAGCUACUGCUUCAACAACAACAACAACAACAACAGCAACAACAACGAGGUCAACAACUGCGACCAUGUUGGCCGUGUUCAAUCGCACAAAAACAUUAGAUUUAAGCCAAAUACAAAAACAAAAACAAUACGCACAGAAACUAAAACGCGAUGUUGUCCAUCUGUCUGAUGAUGAAUACGAUGCCAGUUAUCCAGAUGAUAUAGACGACAUUGAGGCCUUGAUUAAUAAUAAGUCAGCUAAGGGUAAAUACAUUGGAGCGCCAUGCAACGAGCUGAAAUGUGAUGCGAAACUUUUGCAUGUCAACUGCGAUAAGGAGACGCAAAUUUGCAGCUGCGAGCGAAAUUAUCCUGUGCAGCUGGGACUGAUAAAGGGUUGCGCCAAACCUAAAAAACUGGGCGAUCAGUGUUUCUAUGACGAGACAUGCAUCUACAACGAUGAGAACUCCCUCUGUGUUCAGGUGCGACACAAUGCGAUGUGUCAAUGUGCCAGUGGUUAUCACUCGGUCAGCUAUACGAAGCCAACGAGGCGCGUCUUUUGUACUCCCGAUCUCAGCGAGCUGAGCUCCGAUCUGCCCACAUUGUUGGGCGUCUCAUCUGGCAUUGCGGUGCUGGCGGGUCUCAUUUGCAUGGUGCUGCAUCUGUUUAGCAAGACCAAAUAUCCGAGGCAUCGCAAUUUCGGGGAUGCGAACAUUCCGCCGCCCAUCCUAUACUCCAGCGAUACAGGCAUUCCGUUGACUGUGCAUUCGGCACGUCCGUCGUCGCGUUCGAGCAUACGGUCGACGGGUUCGAUAGGCUCCUUUGGCAAUCGACGCGCCUCAUCUGGCGGCUUGGGCGGCGUCAGUGGUGGAGUUGGGGGUAACAGUGGUGGUGUUGGUGGUGGUGGUGUUGGCGGUGGCAGCGGCGGCGCUGGAGCAGGGUCAAAGGGCAUACUGGUGUCGACGUCUCGUACAGGUGCGGCUAGAUCGGCCGCCAUAUUGCUCAUAUCGUGUCACAUUUCGGCCGUGUCCAAACAAAAUUCACGCGCCUCAUCGCGUCAAACAUCGGGCGCCGGCUGCAGCCAGCAUUCGCGCGACAAUCUUGACGAGAACAACGGCUCCGGCGGCGGCGGCUCCUCUGGUGGCUGUCGGAGUUGCGAGAGCACUCUCUCAAUGAACCGCCAGCUGCAGAAGCAAUUGAAUCAUCAACGGCAUCUGCUCAGUUUCGAGCUGUCGCCGGCGAAGACAAAGAAUCAGGAUAGAUUUAGGACCCUCUUGGGCAUCAAUGAUAAUGAUGAUGAUGAUGACGAUGAUAUUAAUAAAUAUGAUGAUAAUAAUGAUGAUGGGUUCAAUAGCAUAGAUGCACUAGGUGGCGGUUGCAGUCUUGGUGCCGGUGCCAUUGGCGGUGGCACUGGUGGUUUCAACUAUGGCAGUGGCACUGGCGGCGGUGGUGCCGAGAUGCAUCAAUUGCAAAUUGGCGCCCUGCCCACGCCGGCGAGUGAAACGCCCAGAUUUGCGGUUCUCGAAGACCAAGUCUAGCGUCUGUGCAUAGCACAAGCUCCUCGGUGCGCAGCUACAGC
Messenger RNA from Drosophila grimshawi, 2504 nucleotides. RefSeq lists its product as uncharacterized. NCBI's taxonomy places the organism in Eukaryota, Metazoa, Arthropoda, Insecta, Diptera, Drosophilidae. The transcript has 7 exons. The coding region runs from base 715 to 2463 and encodes 582 amino acids. The record is from RefSeq and is a predicted model, not a curated record.